Molecule: messenger RNA, 279 nt
Organism: Trichophyton verrucosum HKI 0517
Lineage: Eukaryota; Fungi; Ascomycota; Eurotiomycetes; Onygenales; Arthrodermataceae
Exons: 1
Coding region: 1-279 (92 amino acids)
Source: RefSeq, a predicted model, not a curated record
AUGCCCAACAAAGAGGCGGCAGAGAGGAGACGGAGCGAAGAAAAAGCGGGAUAUAUGUACGGGGUGCGCACAGCAGAGCGGCCGCAGAGAGAGAAAAAGCAACGAGAGGGCGACGAUACCACAGGCAGAGGGCCUUUGCAUGGCAUGGCCGGCUCUCGCAGCGCUGCUCUGGCUUGUCUGCUUCGCCUGCCUCCUUUCUCCAGGUCCAAAAAUAUUCUCCUUGCCGCCGUUUGGGUCCGCUUUUGCUUCUUCUCGCUGCUCGUCUUUGCUUCUUUUUAG